Molecule: messenger RNA, 7538 nt
Organism: Lonchura striata (white-rumped munia)
Lineage: Eukaryota; Metazoa; Chordata; Aves; Passeriformes; Estrildidae
Source: RefSeq, a predicted model, not a curated record
UUUUGUUCUGGACCUUGAAGUCCAGUCCUUACCCCUCGUCGUAACUACCUCUUUCUUUGCUGGCUUCAUUGUUGCUGUAUUUUUGUUCUAUUCAUCUGCUUCAGAGCUCUUCCAUUUGCUGCCAUUCAUUUGGAUCCUGACAUUAUCCUGUUUUUAUUUGCACUCAGAAAAGUGCAGCAAAACCCAAAAUUCGAAGGCAUCCAUGAUGUCUUUACCAUUCUACCAAAGACACCACGAGCACUAUGACCGUGCGUACCGCCACAAAGCGCUGUUGUCCACUGUGAGCCAGUACCAAAAGGAGACAAAGAGCAAAUCUGCCCUCUAUGCUCAAGGAUCUGCUGCUUACGCCAGGGGCUCUGCUGCCUACCGCCACUCGUCUGCAGCAGGCUUCAGCCUUGACUCCUCAGCAGCUUACAGCCAUGGCUCUUCAGCCCACGACCUGGAGUCGGCAGCCUACAGCUAUGGAUCCACAGCCUACGACCACUCUGCCGCGCAAAGCAAGAGAUCUGCUGCCUACAGCCUUGACUCCGAGUCCCUCAGCACCAGCUCAGCUGCCUACAGCCACGCAUCUGAAUCCAUCAACAAGCUGGCUGCAGCCUAUCGGCUGGGAUCUGAAGCCUACAGUUUUGGACUGAAAAAUUCCAACUUAAUGAUAGAAGAUCAGUCCUAUAAGAUGAGUCCCAAAGCAAAGAGAGCAAAACAGAGUUUGAUAUCAGAGGACAAAGAGAACAAAGCCUUAGACUACUCAGUUCCCAUAUUCACAGGACGAGAAGUGAAUAUCAGUGGUAUCACAGACACUGAAGAAGAGAGAAUUAAAGAAAGUGCUGCAUAUGUUGCCAAGAGGAACCUUUUUGCCACAGGGGAAGGAGUUAGUGUCAGCAAGGUGGCCAAGACUUCUGAAGAGGAACAUCAUGAAAAAAAAUCAAGGAAAGUGGCGAUCCGGGAGUCUGCUGAACGUGUAGCCAUGAAGAAAACGCUAGAAGAGACUCAGGCAUUCCAUAGAAAGUUGAAUCAAGAUAAACUCUUACAUGCUCCUGAGUUUAUCAUUGAGCCUCGUUCCCACACUAUCUGGGAAAAGGAAAAUGUUAGAUUUAAUUGUUCCGUGGCUGGCUGGCCAGAACCCCGUGUUACAUGGUACAAGAAUAAUGUGCCCAUUGAUGUACAGGCUCACCCUGGCAAGUAUAUAAUUCAAAGUCGAUAUGGGCUGCAUUCCCUGGAGAUUACUGAAUGUGAAUUUGAUGACACUGCCCAGUACCAUGCUUCUGCUAUGAAUGUUAAAGGAGAAGUGUCGGUUUAUGCUUCCCUCGUGGUAAAAAGGUACAAAGGAGAAAUUGAUGCAAGUCUUUUGCAUGCUAGAAAUCUUUCCCUGUCUCCAUUUGCUGUUACUCCUCAUGGCUAUGCUUCCAGGUUUGAAAUCAGCUUUGUUGACAAGUUUGAUGUAGCCUUUGGGAGAGAAGGUGAAACAAUGAGUCUGGGCUGCACAGUUGUCAUCAAUCCUGAUAUCAAGCGCUUCAAACCAGACGUUGAGUGGUACAGAAAUGGUGUUCUUAUUACACCAUCCAAAUGGGUCCAGAUGCAGUGGAGCGGGGAGCGAGCUUCUUUGACACUGACUCAUGCAAACAAGGAAGAUGAAGGUCUUUACACGCUCCGAGUGGCGAUGGGAGAGUACUAUGAAGAGUACAGUGGUUAUGUCUUUGUUCGAGAUGCUGAUGCUGAAAUCCCUGGAGCCCCUGGUGCACCACUAGAUGUGCAGUGCUUAGAUGCCAACAAAGAUUAUGUCAUUGUCUCCUGGAAGCAACCUGCUGUCGAUGGAGGAAACCCCAUCCUUGGGUAUUUCAUUGACAGGUGUGAGGUUGGCACCUCCCACUGGACCCAGUGCAAUGAGAAUCCUGUGAAGUUUGCUCGUUUUCCUGUCACUGGUCUGAUUGAAGGCCGUUCCUAUAUUUUCCGAGUCCGAGCUGUGAACAAAGCUGGUGUCAGCCUGCCAUCCCGGGUGUCAGAGCCUGUGGCUGCUCUGGAUCCUGCAGACAGAGCCAGGCUUAGAAGUCACCCUUCUGCUCCUUGGACUGGACAGAUUAUUGUGACUGAGGAAGAACCUGCAGAGGGUGUUGUUCCUGGUCCACCCACAGACCUCCAAGUUAUUGAGGCCACCAAGAACUAUGUUGUGCUUAGCUGGAAACCUCCAGGACAGCGGGGCCAUGAGGGUAUCAUGUACUUUGUGGAAAAGUGUGUUGCUGGCACAGAGGACUGGCAAAGGGUGAACACCGAGAUCCCUGUGAAGUCCCCUCGCUUUGCAGUUUUUGAUUUGUCUGAAGGCAAAUCCUACUGCUUCCGAGUUCGCUGCUGCAAUUCAGCUGGAAUUGGUGAACCCUCAGAAGCAACUGAAGCCACCAUAGUGGAUGACAAACUCGAUAUUCCCAAAGCUCCUGGCCGUAUUAUGCCAACUAGGAAUACAGAUACUUCAGUUGUUGUCACUUGGACAGAGCCUCCAGAUGCCAAGGAGCUGGUUGGGUACUACAUUGAGUCAAGUGUGGAAGGAUCUGGUCGUUGGGAACCAUGUAACAACAAUCCAGUGAAAGGCACAAGAUUUGUUUGCCAUGGGCUCAGCACUGGUGAGAACUACAUUUUCAGAGUCAGAGCUGUUAAUGCAGCAGGACUCAGUGAAUUUUCACAGGAAUCAGAGCCUAUAGAGGUGAAAGCAGCCAUUGGGGGAGGAUUGCUUCAUGCUGCCCCAUCUCCACCUUAUGACAUCGUGGUACUCGAGAGUGUCCGUGACUCGAUGGUGCUGGGAUGGAAACAACCUGAAGCCAUUGGUGGAACUGAAAUCACCGGCUACUAUGUGAACUAUAGGGAAGUGGUUGAUGGAGUUCCUGGGAAAUGGAAGGAGGCCAACAUUAAAGCUGUUACUGAGAGGGCAUACAGGAUCCAAAACCUGAAGGAAAACAUGGUGUACCAGUUCCAGGUGGCUGCUGCUAACUUGGCGGGGGUUGGGGCACCCUCCAAACCCAGCAAGCCCUUCAAAUGUGAAGAGUGGACCAUUGCUGUUCCUGGGCCACCCCAUGAUGUCAAAUGCACAGAAGUUAGGAAGGACUCUCUGGUUUUACUGUGGAAGGAGCCAGUUUAUUCUGGUCGUAGUCCCAUAGUUGGUUAUUAUGUUGAUAUGAAGGAAACUGAAGCAAAGGAGGAACGCUGGAGAAGUGUCAAUGAGAAGCCCCUUCAAAAGAAAUACUUGAAGAUUGGUGGCCUGACACAAGGUGUGAGCUACGUGUUCCGUGUGCGGGCAACAAAUCAGGCUGGCGUUGGGAAGCCAUCAGAUGUCACAGAUGCUGUCAUAGCUGAAACACGACCAGGAACCAAGGAAGUGGUGGUUGAUGUAGAUGACAAUGGAGUAAUUUCCUUGAACUUUGAAUGUGAUCAGAUGUCUCCAGACUCUAAGUUCAUUUGGUCCAAGAAUUAUGAACCAAUUGAGGAUGACCCUCGACUGAACAUGGAUACCAAAGGCGGAAAGUCAAAACUUUCCUUUAAGGAUCUUGGAGAAGAUGAUUUGGGAAUUUACUCUUGUAUUGUUACAGACACUGAUGGAGUUUCAUCAAGCUACACAAUUGAUGAAGAAGAAAUGAAACGCCUGCUUGCUCUGAGCCAUGAACGCCAAUUCCCAACUGUCCCACUUAUAUCUGAGUUGGCUGUGGAAAUCUUGGAAAAAGGAGAAGUGAGAUUCUGGCUGCAAGCUGAAAAACUGUCUGGCAAUGCAAAGGCCAAUUUUGUAUUUAAUGAUAAGGAGAUUUUCAAUGGAGAGAAAUAUAAAAUGAAGGUGGACCACAAUACCGGCCUUGUUGAAAUGAUUAUGGAUAAACUUGAGGAAAAGGAUGAAGGCACUUACACGUUCCAGCUGCAGGAUGGAAAAGCAACCAAUCAAUCUAGUCUUGUCCUCAUUGGUGAUGUAUUCAAGAAGCUACAGGAUGAAGCAGAUUUCCAGAGAAAAGAGUGGCACAGGAAACAAGGUCCUCAUUUUGUGGAUAAACUGGGAUGGGAAGUUACUGAUGAGUGUAAUGUGAUGUUGAAAUGUAAGGUGGCUAAUAUUAAGAAAGAAACACAUAUUGUGUGGUACAAAGAUGACAGGGAGAUAAUGGUAGAUGAAGAACACGACUUUAAGGAUGGCGUGUGUACUCUGCUGAUUUCAGAGUUUUCUAAGAAAGAUGCUGGCACAUAUGAAGUCAUACUGAAGGAUGACAGAGGAAAGGACUCCAGUGAGCUAAAGCUCAAGGAUACAGCCUUUGCAGAUCUGAUGAAUGAAGUAUGCAGAAAGAUUGCUUUAUCUGCAACAGACCUGAAAAUCCAGAGCACAGCUGAGGGUAUCAGACUGUACUCCUAUGUUACUUAUUAUGUAGAAGAUUUGAGAGUAGGCUGGGUGCACAACGAUACCCAGAUUAAGUUCACAGACCGGAUGAAGACUGGUGUCACUGGGGAGCAGAUCUGGUUGCAGAUCAAUGAGCCAACUCCACAGGACAAAGGCAGAUACAUAAUGGAACUCUUUGAUGGCAACACAACACACAAAAAGACAGUGGAUCUUUCUGGACAAGCCUUUGAUGAAGCCUUUGCUGAGUUUGAGAGACUAAAGCAAGCUGCGAUUGCAGAGAAAAAUCGUGCACGAGUACUUGGAGGUUUGCCCGAUGUUGUCACCAUCCAGGAGGGCAAGGCACUUAAUCUUUCUUGCACUGUCUGGGGAGAUCCCACCCCAGAGGUCUCAUGGCUGAAGAAUGAAAAAUCAUUUGUAUCAGAUGCCAAUUGCAUCCUGAAGUUUGAAUCUGGAAAAAAUGUCAGCUUUUCCAUUUCUACUGUGUCCACGCAAGACUCUGGGAAAUACAGCAUUGUUGUGAAGAACAAGUACGGUACAGAGACCAGCGACGUCACUGUGAUUGUGAUGCCUGUGUCAGGGCAGACUGACACAGUCCAAGGACACAAUCAAAAUAAUAAACCUGUAUCUAAAAAGAAAAAAGCAAUGACAGCAAACAAACAGAAGGAGGGGGGAAAGAAAGAUUUUAUUAAGCCACACGUAGAAGAAAUUACUGCUAGAGAAGAGACACCUGAUCCAAAUGAAAUACCCCCUGUGGAAACAGAAAAGGAUACAAAAAGCAAGCAGCAAGCAGCAAAGAAGACUGCUGGAAAGGCAGGAGUAGCAGAAAAAGCUCCUCAACCCACAGAAAGUUUGGAUAGGCAGGGAAAGAAACCACUGGAAAAAGCAGCCUUGGGUAAACCCACUGAACCUCAAUGAAGAAUGUGAUCCUGUCAUCAACAGGAUAAUAAGUUCAACCUGAGAUUUCAUGAGUGAUAGCUUAACCAUAAUAUUGUAACACAGAAGUUUAUUAAUAGGGUUUUUUGUGUAAUAUUUGUAAUAUUUCCUAACUUUAAAUUUAAAUGCAUAGUAAAUGGGCACUUAUGUUUCAGUACCAGAUAACUGCACUGCAGGAAUUUCUAAACAUCGGAAUAAUGAUACAUGUACUGUCAAUGUGAAUUUAAUUACUAAAAAAUGUUCAUUAUAAGCAGAGAUCAUUAGAGCAAAUCCUGUCCAGAAUGGACAUAUUUACUACAGUGUAAAGGAAUGUUGGUAUCAGUUACACAGAUGUGUUAAUCAAUAUUUAUAGGCCAUCACAGCUUGAGGCAGAUGCUGCUUACUUUUUCAAGGAAAUUAUAUAUACAGUCAUCUUCAUGCCAUGUGGGCUCUACUUCCAGUUUGGCCACAGUGGAAGAUCUCCAGAAACAGAACCAUCUCCGAUGGAUGUAGAGGGGGCAUAAGUCAUUUUCUUUUGAUCCAAGUUUCUUUCAUACAAACCUUUUUCAUCAGGCAGAUCAGGACCACAUCUGGCCAUUUCUUAUCACCAAGAUUCACAUGACUGCUUUCCAGUCCUCUCCAUUAAUUCCUUUAAAGACUUCAUGAGUUGCUGUAGAUAAAAAAGUUAGCCCAUGAAGUAUCAGCUGCCCCCCAAAUGCUAAUUUUCCUCCACAGUUUUUGCCACAACAGUCAGAUUUCUGAUAAACCCACUGCUCUUCUUCCUCAGUGGCUCAGCCCAAACCAUCCCUUCAUCCACUCACUAUCAUCACAUCCACCGGUAUCUUAUAAGAGAGUGUAGCUUCAUGAUCAUGUAAGUAAGGAAUAAAUGCAAGGCAAUCUGCAUUAAAUCGUUGCUGUGCUCAUUCAAGUUCAUUACUGUGUUCAUUCACAUGUUUAUGCUGAGGAUAUAGGAAAAUAUGACUCAUUUGCAAAUGCUUAGAUACCAUGAAAGAAGCAGAGUUCAAGCUAAAAAACAAACCAAUAAAAAUAAAGGUCAGAAUUUAUUUUGUUGCUACGAAAGCUAAGUUCAACUUUAAAGUGACCAGAAGUUAUAAAACAUAAGAAAUGACAAUAAAAUAUUUUAAUUACUAGGAAAAUAUUCAUAUUGCUUUCAACUGUAAGAAAGCUCAAUCGUAUUGUCUUUUUCCAGAUGGAUUAUUGAUGGAAGGUCACUGAAUUCCACUGGUAUUUCUAGGUGCUGGAUCUAUUACUAAUGUAGAAAUACUGAAAACAAAAGAAAUAACAGUUUCUAAUCCAUCCUUACAGAACUGUUAGCAUAAGAAAACAAAGAGUAUCAAUAGCAUGUAAAUGCACAGAAGUCAAGACACUGAUAUCCCAGAUGAGAAGAAAUUAAUUUCUUUCUAGUAGAAUUCCAAUUGGAUUCUAUUCAACUCUUUUAAAAAAAAAAACAGAAAUUUUCUGGCUGGAUGAAAUACUGCAUAGAACACUUAUAUGUAGGGAAGUAGAGUAAUAAUGUUCCUGUAAAUAAUGUAAAGGGUUUAAAAAACUUAGAUGGUCCAUAGUAAGUGACAGAAGGAUGUAGGAUGCAACAGAGAAAAAAUUGUAGAAAUCAAAAUACUGACAUCUACACAAAAUGAUGCUGGGAGAAACUUAAAUGCAGACUAAACUACAACUAAAAUAAUCCAACUACACUUAGGUACUGUUUGACAUUGCGCUUGACUCAGUUCUCCAUCACAUCUUUAUCUAAAUCAAUGUAUUGUAUCCCAGCAGUGAAGGACAUAGGUCCUUCAGAGAAAUGCAGGAAGCAGCAUUUCCAUGGCAGGACACCCCAAUGCAUGUAAUUUCUCGUGCAAUUAUUACAGAAAAUGAUAUAUAGAGAUGUGCAAUUCUAGUUACAGAGAGUGGCCCCUCAAAAGCAGUACAAAGCUGCAGGAUGUUUCGCACAACUCUCCCUUGCCAUGGCAAUUAUUUCAAGCUGCCUUACAUCUGUAAAGAUCCAUCACCUCUCACAGCUCCUUCGGGUUGGGAGCCUGCCUGCCACGAACACCAACGGCAGUGAGUAAGUUAUAUAUAGAACAGACUGUACCACUGAGAGCCUGAUCCAAUUCCUGCAAAAUGCCACAGGGGUCUCUGCAUUAGCUUUAAUAGAAAUCAAGCUAGAUCUCAGAAGAAUGUUCUAAAAAUGUCCUGAAUCUCAGAUUACAAAGCCCAUUUUUUCUCACCAUGAAGCCAAUAGCAGAUUUCUCUU